AUGGCUUCACCCGCUACCAAUGUUGCUCAGUCCGUAGAGCUUGGCGAGUUAGACGACGGCACUUUCGAGCACCUACCUUCUACAACAAUUGCUGAAACAAUCUGGGCCAUAUCCUAUUUCAUCUACACUGGCGACAACGAGGUGCGAUUUACUCGGACUACUGCCAAGCGCUUGAACAAUUCUCGCAGUGAUGUUGCCAGUAGAAAGUGGCUGUCAUGUAUCAGAAGCUACCAGGUGGACCUAAACGCAACACCGGCCGAGAUCGCGAAAUCGGGCCGUGAAAUGGCGCCAGAAAUUAGAGAAGAUGCCCAAGAACAUCAGACUGGUCCCUCGUCGCUUGCUUUGACACAGAUCGUAAGACAGACUGAGCUCCUCUUUGCUCAAGGAGAUGAAGUCUCAGAGUGGAGGGACUAUGCUAAAAGAAAUAACCCGCAUUCGAUGAUAUUUUGUGUCUCUAUGGUGGAGAGCCUCGCCAAAGGCAUCCUUUUCGCAAACAGCCACGAACUUCAGGAAAAACUCGCAGAUAUCGCAGACACUUUGCAACAAGUUAGCGAGCUGGUCCAGAAGAACUGGUCGUCUCCCCUAAGCCAGUUGAGUUUCAUGGGUCCAGCUAACUGGAAUCGCAUAACCCGAUUAGCCCCAACGCCAGUUGCGGUCGGUGAAUCUGUGAUGUGUGACAUAUUGGACUACCAACGCCAGGUCCGACCGGAAUGCAUUGCUGUAGAUGCAUGGGAUGGUAGCUUUACUUAUGCUGAACUUCAUUCAUAUUCGCUUCGAAUGGCUACGUUGCUACUGCAGAGAGGAGUUACGCCAGAAGAGAGGAUUGGUAUAUGUAUAAAGAAGAGCAAAUGGGCCGCCAUCGCCAUCUGGGGCACUCUUCUAGCCGGUUGUACUUGUGUAACUAUCGAAAUACGAAAUACUCGGAAGCGCAUGGAGACCAUUCUCAAACAAGUUGGCGCUCGAUUCGUCGUGGCAGACGAAUUCACAGCGCCAGUCAUGGAUACCUUGGGGUUGCGUACACUUCGCUGCCAGUCUGAUGCCCUUGAGGCCAUCGACGCUUCAAACUCCGCCCUCGCAUGGCCAGAGAUUCUACCAUCCACUAUGGCGUAUAUUAUCUUCACCUCGGGAAGUACGGGAAUCCCGAAGGGCGUGAUGGUGGAUCAUGGUCCUUUAUACCAAUCAACAGUUGAACUCGCCGAAGCUUUUCACGUCGAGGAAACGUCCAAGUUCUUCCAAUAUUCUGGCUUUAGCUUUGACGUCGCUAUGUCCGAUAUGUUUACAACCAUGCUGAAAGGAGGAUGUCUCUAUAUUCCUUCUGAAGAGGACCGACUUGACAAUCUUUCCCUCGUCUUGGGGGAGAGCAAGGCCACCCACGCUACCCUCACAAGCACUGUCAUGAUGCAGAUCCGGCCGGAAGACACGCCUCAUCUUCGAUACGUCAUUGCAGUGGGGGAAAGCCUCUCUCGAGAGAACUUUCGCCGUUUAAGUCCUCAUAUGCGGGUUAUGUCGUCGUGGGGAACCACUGAAACGGUCUUGUUCGAUACCGUUGCGGAACCAGAACAUCUGGCUUCUGACUAUUACAACGGCGGAUUGCCAAAAGGACCCUGUGUUUGGGUGGUGGAGCCAUCCGACCCAAGCAAGCCGAAGCCUAUUGGCGCCAUUGGAGAACUCAUGGUUGAAGGGCCCUUGGUCACCAGAGGAUAUGUGGGAGAUUCAGAACGCACGGCACAGAAGCUCAUCCAAGCUCCAUCGUGGCUGAAGAGCUUUCGAGGCAAGCAGGAGGAGCAUCUCUGCUUUCUGACUGGGGAUCAUGGGGUCCUCAACGGUGAUGGUACGGUGUCCUACGCUGGCCGUGGAGAUAGGCAGGUAAAAGUUCGUGGGCAACGAGUGGAACUUGGGGAAAUCGAACAUGCUAUCCGUGUUGUUGAGCCCGUUCUUGACCAGGUCGCCGUUGAAGCCGUCAAACUUCAAACAAGAAAUAACUCCCAGGCACUGGUGGCCUUUGUAAGUCAACGGGAUAGGUGCCAUCAGGAGUCGUUAUCGGAGCUCCUGCCUAUGGAUGAAGAAUCUAAACGGAUUUUCCGAGUUGUCCAGUCCAGGCUGCUGGAGUAUCUGCCUCGCUACAUGGUGCCAUCGACUUUCAUUCCUGUGCCGGCAUUGCCCAAAACUAUGACCGGAAAGAGUAAUAGGAAAGCCCUCCAGCAGUGGGGAGCAUCAUUGUCCGAAAAACAACUUUCGAGCUACCAGUUGCGUGAUACACUAAUAUCUCGAUCACCUGCAACACCUGACGAAGAGCUGCUUUUGCGGAUAUGGGCGGGCUUGCUGCAGAUCCCUGAGACUUCCCUAGGUGCCGAGGAUAACUUUUUCCAGAUUGGCGGCGAUUCGGUCAAGGCAAUCGAGUUGGUCGCAGCACUUCGAGAUUGUGGCCGAGCAUUGACCGUUGCCCAGGUCUUCCAGAACCCCCAGAUGAGCAAUCUAGCAAAUUUCUUAGAAUAUGUCAACGAGGCGUCAGCAGAUCACAAGUCACCCGAACCUUUCGAAUUACUUCCCGGCUUUGUUAACGAGCAGGGUGCUGUGCAAGAGGCUGCUCGGGUUUGCCAGGUCGGGGAGGACAUGAUUGAAGACAUCUAUCCCACCACGCCUAUGCAGGAAGCAUUGAUGGCCAUCUCUGCACAUCGCUCUCGCACAUACACCCAUCGAGCAAUAUUCAGAAUACCAGGAUCUCUGGAUAUGGCUCGCUUUAAACAGUCUUGGGAAAUUUUGGUGUCCGAGCAACCAAUUCUUCGAACGCGGAUCAUCGCCUUGCCUAGUGCAGGAACAAUGCAGGUAGUUCUGCGGGAGGGCGUAGAGUGGCAUACCAAUUUGACCUUGGAUGCGUUUGUUGAACAUGAUGACGAGACAACAUUCAGGUAUGGGUCGGCUCUUAGUCGUUAUGCGAUCGUCCGUAAUGACACGGACAAUCUCUUCUUCGUUUGGAGUAGUCACCAUGCCAUUUCCGAUGGAUGGUCCAGACCCGCUAUGUUCAAUGAGCUCAAAUAUAUCUAUCACCACGGCAUCGCUCACCUGCAAAAGCCCUAUUCUUUAUUCAUUAGCUACCUCAACCGGCUCAAUCUGCCAGAGUCUAGCGAAUUCUGGAAGGACCAAUUUCCAGAUAUAGUUGAAGGAUUCCCUCGGUUGCCCAGUCCCGACUAUGUCCCCCAAGCACAGCAAAAACGGUCUUUGAGGAUCGACCUGCACCGGGAAACCGCUUCCCAGAUCACUACGACCUCCUUGGUUCAGGCGGCAUGGGCUUUUGUCACUGCUACUUACGCAGAUGCGGAUGAAGCUGUAUUUGGCCUGACUCUAUCUGGACGAGAUGCUCCGGUUCAAGGAAUUACCCGAAUGAUGGGUAUCACGAUUACAACAGUCCCCGUCAGGGUAAUCUUGGAUAACACCAUGACUAUCUUGGAAUAUCUGGAAGAAGUACAGCAAUACAUAUUGCAGGUAAAGCAGCACCAGCACGUCGGCCUUCAACAAAUCUAUCGUUUGAGUUCGGAGGCGCGAUCUGCCGCCAACUUCCAGAACCUGCUCGUCGUCCAACCUACAAGUGAGGAGGAGGACUACAGAGGACUUCUUGAUAUGGGGUUAGAGCUUUCCCAACGGGAGGAAAGGGAUACUGGCAACCACGCAUUACUAGUUCAGUGUGUCAUAAACGAAGAAAGCCGCUUGUUGCAGGUGGACGCAUACUUUGAUGACAAGUGCAUUUCUGUCCAGCAAGUGGAAUGCAUGUUGUACCUUUUCGAGCACAUCCUUGGGCAACUGGCCUCCGAAUCCACUGGCCGUUCCCUGUACGAUUUGGAUAGAAUGUCACCUCACGACCUGGGUCUCUUGGGCGAAAUUAAUGGUCAGAUGCCUCUGGCCGUAGAACGCACAUUACACGGGUUAUUCCAAGAGCGAGUACGGGAGUCACCUGACGCCGUUGCACUUGAUGGAUUCGAUGGCCAGCUCACGUACGCUGAGUUAGAUCGCAUAUCCGAUCAACUAGCGCACCAUAUUCAUCUCAAUGCUGGUGUCGGGGUCGAAUCACGCGUGGUCCUGUGCUUUGCAAAGUCUACGAUUCCCGUUGUUGCCAUUCUGGGUACCUUGAAAGCUGGGGGUGUUUGCAUCUCAAUCAACCCUGAACACCCUACUGUCCGCUUGAUAGAACUCUGCGAAGAGGUUGAAGCUGAUAUCGUACUUUGUGACGAGGCAAAUGUGGAUCGAUUUCAAAGCCACGUAGCUCACGUACUGGGCAUCACAAACUCUCUGCUGCAGGAGUUCAAAUCGGCUACUGUAUCCCGUCCAGACCUCGCUACAGUAUUACCGAGCAAUGCUUCAUUUGUCAUUUUCACGUCGGGCAGUACUGGUAAGCCAAAAGCAUCAGUUUUAGAGCACCGUUCUUUGGCCACAGACUUGAUUGGGCUAGGCGAGCGGGUAUGCUGGAGUCCGCAGUCCCGAACGCUGCAAUUCUCGGCAUAUACAUUCGACGCACAUAUAGUGGAGAUAAUCGGAACGUUGAUACAUGGUGGCUGCGUGUGCAUCAUCUCCGACCACGAGCGUAUGAACUUUCUUUCUGAUGCGAUUAACGAACGACGUGCCAACUGGGCGCUACUCACAAAGACUGUCUCCCGUCUGUUGGAGCCAGAAGAGGUUCCUACACUAAAACACCUCAUUCUAAGCGGCGAGCCCAACGGACGUCAAGAUUACUGGCGAUGGGCAACUCAUCUACGACUGCUCAACGGCAUGGGCCCAUCUGAGUGUACACCUUUGGUCUGCGUGACCCGGCCCGUGACACCAACCGAUGAUCCAGCCAACAUUGGGUCUGCUGUUGGUUGUCACCUCUGGGUUACAGAUCGCCGCCGACAGGAUCGUCUUGUGCCGAUCGGCUGUGUCGGUGAGCUUUUGGUUGAGGGCCCCAUAGUGGGUCGAGGAUACGUGAACAGGCCGAAGGAGAAUACAGCUGCCUUCAUCCACAACCCGGCAUGGUCCCAGGAUGGAUCUGGACGAUCUAGGAGAUUCUACCGCUCAGGCGACCUGGCCAAGAUGAAUGUGGAUGGAAGCAUUGUCUUCAUUGGUCGUGCCGAUGGUCAAGUGAAGAUACAUGGCCAGCGCGUCGAGUUGGGAGAGAUCGAAGAUCACAUUCGUCGUUGCAACCCUUCCUUUCCAACUAGUGCUGUUGACGUCCUCAAGUUUUCUCGUCGGGGAGGCACAAGUGCAUUAGCUGUCUUCUGGAUCCAUGACAGAAAUGGACAAGCCGAAAGUUCAAAUGGUGCUGAUGUCGACAGAGCUACACUUUGCAUGGAUGAUAACACAGUCUCCGAGUCCCAAAAAGUGCAAGCUAGGCUUGCAGACCUUCUUCCGCAAUAUAUGGUACCUAGUAUAUUCAUUCCGGUUAGGUAUUUGCCAUUCAACGCGUCGGGAAAGCUGGAGCGACGAAAACUCCGCGAAUGGGUGGCAGCACUGGACACCCACGAACUCGGAGACUAUUUCCUGUCGAGCCGCACAAAAUCGCGUCCGCCAGAAACUAAUAUGGAGAAGCGACUACAAGCGCUAUGGGCCAAGGUUCUUGACGUACCCAUGAACACCAUUAGUGCUCGCGAGAACUUCUUUCGCGCAGGAGGGGAUUCUGUACUGUCUAUAAAGCUCAUUGCCGACGCACGAGCUGAGGGCAUUGCCAUGACUGUGGCUGACGUCUUCCGGAUGCCUCUCCUCGAGGAUAUGGCCCUUACCAUGUUGGAUUUGAGCAAGGUCAAGGCCAAGAUGGCCAUUACAGACACGGACGUGGAGCCAUUCUGGUUGAUCAAGGACCAGAUAUCGCCGCCCACGGCCAUUAAAGAGGCAGCUGAGGACUGCAACACUACUCCUGAACUUAUCGAGGAUAUUUACCCCUGUACACCGAUACAAGAGGCGCUAAUGGCAGCUUCAUCUCACCAGGCGGAGGCGUACACUUACGACGUCAUCCUGAGACUACCAAGAUCUAUGGAUCUCGGGCGAUUUAAGUCUUCUUGGGAGAAGCUUGUGACCGCACAUGCCAUUUUCCGCACCCGCAUCGUCUUUAAACGGGGAAUCGGUUCCUUGCAAGUGGUCUUACGCUCUACGAUCACCUGGCAUAGCAUCAAGGGAAUACCGGUAGAUCGCUACCUUGCGCAGGAUCCGCCUCUACUCGUUGAAUAUGGAAGCGAGUUAUGUCGAUUCAGCCUCAUUGAAAGCGACGGCGAGACUGUGUUUGUCGGAAAGUUUCACCACGCUCUCUAUGACGGUUGGUCGCUUAUGCGUACAUACGAAGCAUUUGGUUGUAUUUUUCUCCAUGGCGCCUUACCACAACCCGCAAUCCCCUACAACAGAUUCCUGUCAUACCUCUCCGCCACAGAAGCCGAUAAAUCAGAUGCUUUCUGGAGGUCCCAAUUUACCACCAUUGUCGAGACCUAUCCCCGGUCGCCAUAUGGCCAUACCCCUCGCCCAGGACAGAGUAGAUCCGCAACAAUCCCUUUCAAACGCAGGUUAACAUCUGACGUGACCGCGGCGACAGUGAUACAGACCGCUUGGGCACUGCUUAUGGCUCUGUACACUGGCAAUGAAGCCGACGUGAUCUUUGGUCAAACAUUCUCCGGACGAGACGCGCCGGUUGAUGGGAUCACACAUAUCAUUGGCCCGACUUUGACAUCGGUUCCCGUCCGAGUGCCAUUGGAAUGGGAUUCGACUGUCGCAGAUCUGCUAUGUAGUGUGCAGAAAAUCACUGCUGAUAUUCGGAAGCAUCAGCAUGUUGGUCUGCAGCACAUCCGUCGUCUCAGCCCCGAGGCCAAAGCCGCUACAGAGUUCCAGAACCUCUUGAUAGUCCAUACUAUGGGAGACGCGGAAAUCACUUCUCCUAUGAGCUCGCUCGGUAUCGAGAUCGUCAAGAGCAAAGCUGAGGAGUCUUCGGAUCUGGCUCUGACGGCUGAAUGUACUAUCAUGCAGCCAGAUAUACUACAUACGCUCAUAACUUACGACGCUGUGCUUGUGCCGGACCAACAAGUGGAAUUGAUGCUGCGUCAGCUUGAGCAUACAGUAUCCGUGCUCCUUGAAGAAUCCAGUUCGACGAAACUUCGAAACCUCGACUUGGUCUCUCCGUGCGACCUCGAUCAUCUGAUUGGGUGGAACAGGGUGACAAAGUAUGCAAAUGAGACAUUGCACGAGCUGGUGGAAGCUCAGGCACGAGCCACCCCUGAUGCCGUUGCAACUUCUGGCUUUGAUGGAGAAUACACCUACCAGAAACUUGAUGCCACUGCUGAUAGAUUGGCAGCCUAUUUGGGCUCGAAAGGGGUAGGUCCCGAGAAGCGUGUUGUGCUCAGCUUCAGAAAGUCGACAUGGCCCAUUAUUGCCAUGCUGGCGGUGCUGAAGUGCGGCGGCGUCUGUGUGUCCGUCAACUUCGAACAUCCUUUGAGCAGGCGAUUGGAUAUCGUUCAGGACUUGGAGCCGGUGGUAAUAUUAUGUGAUUCUGAUCAGGAGACGGAGUACUUGCAACAUCACCAGCAGAUCGUGACCGUGAACGAUGCUCUAUUUGACGAUAAAAUAUCCGAGGGGCCUUCGGAUUGGAUGCGACCAAAGGUUCGGCCGGAAAACGCGGCUUUCAUCGUCUAUACCUCUGGCAGCACAGGAAAGCCAAAAGGCUGCAUACUUGAGCACCAUGCAGUCUGUCUAUCUCAGAAAAUAAAUGCACGUACGAUGAGAAUCACACGACAGACAAGGGCUCUUCAAUUUGCCACAUACACAUGGGAUCCCAGCAUCCUCGAAAUCUUUGGAACCUUGAUACAGGGUGGAUGUGUGGUUGUCAUCUCAGACGACGAGCGUAUGAACAACUUGACAGAGGUCAUUAAUGCUCGAAGAGUGACAUGGACCUUCCAGACCCCCACAGUUGCUCAGGUGAUUAGCCCAAAGGCAGUACCGACCUUGGAGACGGUUGUAUUUUGUGGCGAGCCCCUUACGCAGAAAGUAGUACGGCGCUGGUCUGCGGACACCAAUGCGCAGCUGAUCAACUUCUAUUCUGCGGCCGAAACUGCCAACAUUGGGACCAUAAACUUCAACCCCGACGCGCAGGAUGGACUCAUAAGCAUUGGAAAAGCUAAUGGGUGUGGCCUGUGGAUUGUGGAUCGUAACAACUCGGAUCAGCUCGUCCCUGUCGGUUGCGUCGGUGAGCUUCUGAUCGAGGGUCACGCAGUUGUUAGAGGUUAUUGGAGACGACCGGAAGCCAAUAACGCUGCUUUCAUCGAAAACCCUCUCUGGUCGAAAUCGCAAGCAGAGGCGCCCCAGAGUCGACGCUUCUACAAGACGGGAGAUAUCGCCUAUUUCAAUCCAGAUGGCAGUGUUCAGCUGCUAGGAAGGGCCGAUAAGCAAGUCAAGAUCCGUGGCCAGCGCGUUGAGCUUUCGGAGAUUGAGUAUCAGAUUCACCAGCAGCUGCCCCAGGGUAGCGAAGUCACUGUAGAUAUUGUGGACUGGGGUACUUCGACGUUGACUUCAUUUAUCAGACUGCCGACAUUCGCUUUCCACCAUCAAGAGGAUGGCCUCUUAGUAGUUAGGAAGGAAGAACUCGAGCAUUUCCAGGAAGUUGUGAAGAACCUCCUGCAGUUGCUGCCUGAAAAGCUUCCUCAAUACAUGGUUCCGUUGGUUUUCGUACCGGUUUCGAUGACACCGAAGUUGGCGUCGACCAAGACAGACAGAAAGCGUCUUAAGGAAUUCGCACAGAGCCUACCAAAGGAUGAAUUUGUCAGUGGCGGCUUGAGUGUUGCAAAAGAACCACCCCGCGACAACGUUGAAGCCAUCCUGCAGCUUGUUUGGUCGCAGAUAUUGAAGCAAGAUCUGGAUGAUAUUGGCAUCCAUGAUAGCUUCAUAUCGCUAGGCGGUGACUCGAUCAUCGCAAUGCAGUCCGUGUCAGAAUGUCGCCGACUGGGUUUGAAGCUUCUUGUGUCAACCAUUCUGAAAGAAAGGACGAUCGCCGCGAUCGCUCCUCUCUGCACGCCUCUCCACUUCUCUAUUGAGCCUGGUUCGAAGUCAACCACGCUCAAAGAGGAGCUAGCCCACCCAAAGAGGUUUCCAUACUUGGACGUAGCAGAUAAAGAGCUGGAAAGUUUGCUUUCUGAGCUCAACAUUAUACUCGAGCUCGGCGGUUGCGAAGAUGAAGUUGAUAUUAUCGAAGACAUAUACCCAUGCACGAUCAUGCAGGAGGGGAUCCUCUUCAGCCAACAAAAAGACAGCGAGGCAUACCAGAUCGAAUGUGUCUGGGAGUUCACAGAUCAUGCGUCUCUCAAGGAUAACCUCCCGCAACGGAUGACACAAGCAUGGAAUACCAUAAUCCAGAGGCAUACCAGUCUGAGGACAUGUAUCAUCGAGCAUGCUACUGAACAGAAGCAGUUUGUCCAAGUUGUGCUCAAAAACCACCCGCACUCGAGAUUUACUAUAGCAGAGGAACUGAUCGAUACCACCUCGGAGACCCCGGCUUUUCAUGAGUGUGGGCAGAAUGACUUGUGGCCAUAUUUGCCUCGGCUCGCAUUAUUCUGUACUGCAAAUGGACGGGUUGCAUGCCGCCUUAAUAUCAGCCACGUUCUUGUCGAUGGUAUUUCAGUCGACCUCUUCAUAAACGAGCUCUUACAAUUGCUGGUAGGAAGUGAUCUGGGAUCGUCGGCAAUGGACUUUGCGGCGUAUAUCAACUACGAACAGAAUUUGGAACAAGAUCAGAGUAUCAAGUACUGGGCCGAUUUCCUCAAGGAGGUCCAGCCUUGCCAUCUUCCUACACUUGAGCGCGGUAUGAAGAGACACUCAGAGUCGCGGGAAUACGACUACAUAACACUCUCGGAGGAUGCAGCUAAUAGCCUCGCACCAUUUUGCCAGCGGCUGGGCAUAACCCAAGCUGUCUUGAUACAGACGGCUUGGGCUAUUGUGCUCGGAGUUUUCACUGAUCGACAAGAUGUCUGCUUUGGAUAUAUUGCCUCAACACGUGACUCUCCUCUCGAUCGCAUCCAAGAGACAAUCGGCUUGUUCAUAAGCAUGCAGGUAUGUCGUGUGCAGAUAGACGGCAUCGCCAAAGAUCUAUUGCGAAAAGUGCAGAGUGAUGUGAUUGGCGGCUUAGACAGCCGCCACUGUUCACUUGCUCUGAUCCAGAACAUGCUAGGCCUGAAAGGAGUGCCGCUCUUCAACACCUGUGUGACAAUUAGAGGAGCAAUUGAUGCAACUACCUCGACACAGAGAGCUGGUCUGAUCAAAACAAUAACUGGAGUGGCGAAAACAGAGUUCGCCAUCAACCUGGAUGCAACUAUCACCCCUUCGGGAGCUGAAAUCAGUAUGACAUACCAGAAAAGUAUGGUGUCACUGGAAUAUGUCAACAGUAUUGCCGGGUCACUGGAAAUCGUUCUGCAAGGCCUUUUGAAAGCAGAAAAUCAACCGGUCUGCUGCCUAGAAGUUGUAGGACGGCACGACCGCACAACACUUGAGCAGUGGAACUCAUCACCGCUGGAGAGCGUCGAUGCCACUCUCCAUGGCCUUUUUGAGCAACAGGCACGAGCAACGCCUGACGCUCUUGCCAUUCACAGUCUCGAUGGGCAAUACACAUAUGCCCAACUCAACACUAUGGCCGAGAAGCUUGCUGGGCUCUUGAUGGCGCGCGGAGUGAAACCUGAAGAUCGGGUUGUGCUCUAUUUCGCAAACUCAUCCUGGCUCCUUAUCUCCAUGCUAGCCACACUGAAAAUUGGUGGUAUCUGUGUUCUAACCCCGCCAGAAGUGGCCAGCGGUCACUUGUUGGAAAUUUGCAAGGACACGAAACCGCAUCUUGUACUCUCCGAUGAUCAAAAUGCACCUCGGUUCCAUGGCCAUGCGUCUCAUGUCAUAUCAAUCAACGAGAGUCUGUUUGAACAGCUCAAGGUGCAACAUAAAUGGACAUCACCAACUGUGCAGCCGACCAACGCAGCUUUUGCGGUGUAUGCAUCUAGACACAACGGGGAGCUUCAGGGGUGUAUAUUUGAGCACCACUCGGUCUGCAAGAGCCAGCUCGAAAAUAUCAGGGCUUUCAACAUUACAAAGUCCACUCGAGCUAUUCAGAUUUCCCUCAAUUCACAGUGUAGCAGCAUAGGCGAAAUGUUUGCUCCACUGCUUGCCGGGGCCUGUGUCUAUGUUACUUCAGACGACGAGUGCAAAGGUGACUUAGCGAGGCUCAUCAAUGAGAAGAAGGCAGAAUGGAUAAUGCUUCCAUCUGCGAUGGCACGGUGUCUACUACCGUCAGAUGUGCCGACUAUAAAGACGCUCAUACUCAGCGGCAAAUCUCUUAGCCAACAAGCUGUUGAGACUUGGCAUGGAAAUGGCGUACAUCUUGCCAGCUACUGGACGCCAUCUGAAGGCUUUGGCUCUGUCUGCAUUAACACGGAGGUCGCCGUUCACACUGACCCCAUGCAAAUUGGUCGGGCGAGUGGUUGCAGAAUUUGGAUCACUAGACGAGACAGGCCGCAGAACCUUCUGCCUAUUGGUUGCGUAGGAGAGAUACUCGUCGAAGGACCGAUGAUAGGUCGUGGCUAUGUCGACAAGCCGGCGAUCACAGAGGCGGAUUUCGUGACUGACCUGAACUGGUCCAACGACGGACUUGGUCAUUCUCGAAGGUUCUAUCGAACUGGUGAAUUGGGCCAGUUUGAGCCCAAUGGUAGUGUCAUUCUGGUUGGACAGCCUGGCGAUUUGGUGGAUAUCCAAGGGCGGCGAGUAGGCCUCAACCGGAUAAGACACGAAAUCACCGAGAGUUUAGCCCCGGGAAGCGAAGCAGCCGUUCUAGUGGUGGCCGAAAGACUGGUUGCGUUUGUGAAACUUGAUGUCUUCUCCUCAGUAGAGAUGCAGGCUACCACAAGCAUCGAGGUGGAAGAUUUGGAAAGCAAGCAAGUGUUUCAGGGGGAGAUGGAUCUGCUACGACUGUCACUCGCCGGUACCCUACCUCCACAUAUGGUACCUUCGAUCUACGUCCCAGUCUCCAGCAUUCCCACCACGCCUUUAGUAGCUGAAGCCAGACGACAAUUGGAGAACCUUGCCCGGUCUUUAAUCGGGAAAUCGGAACUGCUGCAAGAGGAAGUAUCAAACAAGAAGCAACCCAGAAACGACAUGGAGCGUGAUCUUCAGAGAGUCUGGGCUGAAGUGCUCCACCAACCGACAUCCAGAAUCGGAAUGGAUGACACUUUCAUGUCCCUUGGUGGGGACUCGCUGGCAGCCAUGCGGACUGUUGGACAAUGCCGCAAGAUUGGCAUCAAGGUCACAGUGCUCAUGCUCUUCAGAGACAAUAAUAUUGCUGCUAUCGCGGAGAAAUGUAGCAUGGCUUCUACCGCCGCAGUUCAUUCUCGUCAGCUCAUCGAAACUGUGGAUGGACAGCACUUUAGGUUGUCUCCGAUUCAGAAGCGGUAUAUGGAGCUAGAACCCGGUAACAGCGGGGUCCUGAACAAUCAGAGCAUUUUCUGUCGCGUCAGAAAAAGUGUCACCGCUGCUCAGGUGCGGGCUGCAUUCGAAAUCAUUGUAGAUCACCAUGCCAUGUUGCGCGCACGAUUCUCCCAGAGCUCAAAUGGGGAGUGGCAGCAGGCCACAAUGGCGCCUGGGAGUGGUUCAUACAGGUUCAGGGCACAUUCCCUGCAAAGCAUGGACGAAGAAAGCAUCACGCAGUAUGCUAAUGAGGCUGGGUCGUCCCUCAACAUCAUCACGGGUCCUAUAUUUUCGGUGGAUUUCUUCCAAAUUUCCAGCCAGGAUGGGACGGUGUUCUUGACCGCCCAUCACCUGGUCAUAGACAUCGUAUCUUGGCAACUGAUACUGCGCGAUUUUGAGGACUACAUGGAGAGCGGUAAGCUGAUGAGUUCAUCAGAUAUCACAUGGCAGCAAUGGUGCAGUAUGCAAGAGGCUGAAGCUAGGAGCCAAACUUCAGCAGGCCAUGUGUUCCCUCUCGUGGUACCUCCAAACAUGUUCCAGUAUUGGGAGGUUCCUGCCAAUGAGAACAUUUUUGCCGAUGAGGUAGUACAGUGCUUCGAACUCCCCGCUGUUACUACCGACCUUGUCCUUGGCAAGAGCAAUUUGGCAAUGGGGUUCACCUCACUGGAUAUUCUCCUUGGAUCCCUUCUGUCUGCUUUCCACCAGGUAUUUCCCGACAGGGACGUUCCGUCUGUCAAUAUUGAGCAUCACGGCCGCGAAUCCUGCGAGGGUGCUGAUGUUGACUUGUCGCAAGUGGUAGGAUGGUUCACCACUAUGUAUCCAGUUCAUGUUGCCUUCGAAGCGAGUACUACCUCUAUAGACGCCACACAGCUAGUCAUGGAACAGCGUCGGAGGAUUCCCCGCAACGGCCGGCCAUAUUUUGCCUACCGCCACUUAAAUGCUGAUGGAGCUGCUACCUUUACGGACCAUGAGCCGUUGGAGCUACUCGUCAAUUAUACUGGCGUCUUCCAGCAAAACGGAUCUAGCGACAGUGCGAUCCAGCUGGACUCUCGUAUCAAAAAUACGGUCAUUGAUAUAGAUAAGCAACAUCACCGAUGGGCUAUGAUCGACGUGGAAAUCGGCGUUUAUGUGGGGAUUAUGUCUGUGAGCUUUCAUCUCAACAGGAAAAUGCGACAUUUCGACCGGAUCCAACAGUGGAUUGAGAGGUAUAGACUAAUCGUCAUGGAGACCGCCCACGCCUUGUCGAAGAAGUCCUCACAGCGCUCGCUCGGGGAUUUCCCGUUGCUUGAUAUCGGCUCCGACCAGCUGAAUACACUGCUCUCCAAGGACCUCCCCCAGCUCGGCAUUGACUCCCUGGAUAACGUCGAGGAUAUUUUGCCACUGUCACCUUUCCAGAAGUAUUCGAUCGAAUCCAACUUGGCUGCACCGGCGAGGCACUGGAUCACAUACUAUGUUGAUUUACCCCUCGAUGUGGAUGUUGCCAGGCUGAGGCAUGCGUGUAUCGAUAUAGUUCGUCACUACUCUAUCCUUCGCACCAUUUUUGUCAGGCACGGCAGAGGGUUCCUCCAAGUAGUUCUCAAGCAUGUGGAGCCUCCGGUGGAAUUCUACCAGUCGAGGGACGACGAGAUUGCUGAGUUUAUGGCGCGCGUGUUCCAAACGGACCUGGACGGACUUUCACCACUGGGUCAUCCAAUUGUACACUUCAUGGUCCUCCGCACACCCAAACAUGCUCGCCUGCUUUUGCGCUGCUCCCAUGCUCAACUCGACGCGCUCAGUCGCACGGGCUUCAUCAGGACUUUCGUGCCACUGUACGAAGGCCGAUCGACUCCUCUUUUGCCGUCUGUCGGCUACUCCGAAUUCAUGCGCCAUGCUCGCCAGCAUCGUCAGGAAGGCAUUAGCUACUGGCGCAUGCUGCUAUCAGGGGCAAAGCCUACCACGAUUGUGAACGCGGCUGAUCCGCCCGCUUUCGAGGACACUGGUCUGAUCCGAGUAGAGAGAAUGAUGCCACAGCUCCGCUCGCUAGACAAUGUCACAUCCGCGUCUGUAUUCAAUGCCGCCUGCGCGUUGUUGUUACGCUCGAUGACAAAAUCCCCAGAUGUGACGUUUGGGCGUAUAACCUCGGGCCGCACCGCGCUUGAUCCCGAGCUUCAUGACAUGGUCGGACCAUGCACGGACAUCAUCCCGGUUCGUGUGCAGUUUCGCGACGGAGGCUCCCGCCCCUUGGACAUCGUGCGUGAGGUGCACCAGCAAUUUGUCAACUCCAUCCCCUACGAAACUGUCGGCUUGGACGACAUUAUCCGUGAUUGCACGAACUGGUCCACUUCAAUGGCCAAAUUCCCCGUUAUCACCCAGCAUAUCAAUCACGAGGAGGAAUCAGCAGCCGAACUAUCCACAGGCGGCGAGUUUCAGCUGAAUGUGUGGGAUCCUGUGGACGCGGAUCCAUUCCCUUGGAGUUUCUGCCUGGCUGCGUUUCCAAGCCGGGCCGGUGUGCGCAUAUCUCUAGCUGCGAACACUCGGUACAUUGAGCCCGCGGUUAUUGAACAGGCUCUGAAGGGUUUGUGUGCUAUCCUUGAGAGCCUCGCACAACAUCGGGAUGUUUAGGGAAAUUUGACGGGUGCAGUGAUGUAUUUUGAGCGUAACAAAGGAUUGCAAAAGUUUCAAGAACAAUUUGUAGCUUGGAGUACUGAGGUUUCAAAUACGCACAAUUUAGCAGAGCUGUCUGGCCCCAAGCCUUCAACCAGAUACAUCACUAGACUCAAGAAAGAUGUGGAGACAGAGUAGACGAAAUAAAUGGCUUUCAUAUCUUGUAUCAAGACGAACAAUCAGAUAGAAUUCUGCGCGUGAUCUCUGCAGAAUGAUCCAUCCCAUGCAGGCAUGUGAAAUUCGGCGAGCAAGAGAAGCGGACAGGGUUUCGUGGAGGAUCACCUCACCUGG
This is a messenger RNA of Cadophora gregata, 15366 nucleotides long. RefSeq lists its product as uncharacterized. Bases 1 to 15033 code for a protein of 5010 amino acids. Gene Ontology annotation, cellular component: cytoplasm. The record is from RefSeq and is a predicted model, not a curated record. NCBI's taxonomy places the organism in Eukaryota, Fungi, Ascomycota, Leotiomycetes, Helotiales, Ploettnerulaceae. Gene Ontology annotation, molecular function: catalytic activity; phosphopantetheine binding. Gene Ontology annotation, biological process: secondary metabolite biosynthetic process; amino acid activation for nonribosomal peptide biosynthetic process. The transcript is spliced from 4 exons.